CGUGACUGCUGACAUAAUCGGUCCUUUAGCUGGACUGGAUUUAGUCACUACCUGGUGUCACAUUUAUAGCAUCUGACUUAGUCACUGACGAUAAACAAGAUGAACAAAUACAGGAAGCAGAUGGCAGAGCAGUUCCUGAGUCAGGCCCUGGGCAUCAUCUGCCUGCUGACUGGAGAGGAAUAUGUCAUUGUGAAUAAGAGGCCCUCCCACAGCGUCAUUCACCGGCAGAGCAGAGAUGUGCCUAUAAAGUGUGAUGAUGUUGCUGUGUAUUUCUCUAUGGAGGAGUGGGAGUAUAUAGAGGGACACAAGGAGCUUUACACGGACAUUGUAAUGGAGACUAAUCAAGUGCUAAAGACUAUGGUGAUCCCAGAAAACAAGAGCUCAGAACUAACAGGUCACAGUGAUGAAAAUCUUUACAAAGGAGCACAUUCAGAACUUGUACAGAAUAUUCAGCCAGUGGAGACCCCAUCAGACGUCUCUGCAGGUCACAGUGAUGAAAUUCUAGACACAGGAGCACAAGAACUUUUACAGAAUAUUCUGCCAUCAGAUGUCUCUGCAAAUGACAUUAAUACAGACGUAGAUGUUAAAACAGAAGAUCUGAGUGUAAUGUGUCAACUGGAAGCGCCAAUGCAGGAAAUGUGUUACAGCGACAAUGAAGGUGAAAAUCAUUCUAGGAUUUCAGGUAAAAAAGAUCAGUGGCUAAGAAAUGUACCUGAAGCUCCAGUGCAGGAAAUAUGUGACAAUAUUUAUACAGGUGAUGUUAAGACUGAAGUCACACUUAAUGCUGAACAAACAAAUGAUCUGUAUGUAGAGAGUCCAUGGGAAUCUGUGCAGCAGGAAGUCAGUGAUAAUAUUAGUACAGGUGAAAAUCAUUCUAGGAUUUUGCACAAAAAAGAUCAUCAGUGGCUAAGAAAUGUCCCUGGAGCUUCAGAGCAGGAUAUAUUUGACAAUAUUAAUACAGGUGAUGUUAAGACAGAAAUGACACUUAAUGCUGAACAAACAAAUGAUCUGUAUGUAAAAAGUCCACGGGAAUCUGUGCAGCAGGAAAUCAGUGAUAAUAUUAGUACAGGUGAAUUUACAAACUGCAAUAAUCCUGGUCAUGGUAAAAGUGCUGAUACUUAUUUGAAUUUUCUUCAAAAUCAAAGAAACCAUGUGGGAAAUGUAUGUUCGGAAUGUGGAAAAUGUUUUACCUUGAAAUCAGCUUUUAGUAAUCAUAUGAAAAUUCAUACAGAAAAGAAAUUAUUUUCAUGUUCUGACUGUGGAAAAUAUUUUACUCAGAAGUCAUCUCUUAUUACGCAUCAGAAAAUUCAUACAGGAGAAAUAUCAAUUACGUGUUCUGACUGUGGGAAAUGUUUUAAGCGGAAAUCAUAUCUCAUUACACAUAAGAAAAUUCAUACAGGAGAGAAAGCAUUUUCAUGUUCUGACUGUGGGAAAUGUUUUACUCUGAAAGCAACUCUUACUGAUCAUCAGAAAAUUCAUACAGGAGAGAGAGCAUUUUCAUGUUCUGACUGUGGGAAAUGUUUUAUUCAGAAAUCAUCUCUUAUUACGCAUCAGAAAAUUCAUACAGGAAAGAAAGAAUUUUCAUGUUCUGACUGUGGGAAAUGUUUUAUUUUAAAAUCAUAUCUUAUUAGACAUCAGAAAAAUCAUACAGGGGAGAAACCAUUCUCAUGUUCUGACUGUGGGAAAUGUUUUACUAAGAAAUCAUCUCUUAUUACGCAUCAGAAAAUUCAUACAGGAAAGAAAGAAUUUUCAUGUUCUGACUGUGGGAAAUGUUUUAUUUUAAAAUCAUAUCUUAUUAGCCAUCAGAAAAAUCAUACAGGGGAGAAACGAUUCUCAUGUUCUGACUGUGGGAAAUGUUUUACUCUGAAAUCAAAUCUUAUUAGGCAUCAGAAAAUUCAUACAGGUUAGAAAGCAUUUACAUGCUCUAAAUGUGGGAAAUCUUUUACCCAGAAAAGACAUCUUGUUACUCAUUAGAAAAUGUAUAUUAAAGGAAGUCCAUUAAAUCAGAGCUUAUGAUGGCGACAGAUAGUCGUCAUCCUCACAAUGUCUAGAGUGCUUAUGAUGACUACAUGUUGUCCUCUGGGGGACCCAUUUGUUGAGCUGUUUGAGGUCCCUUCUGCAUCUCAAGUGGAUUUUAGGUGGCCCUAAGGGAGUAGGUUUCCCUAUAUAGGUUUAUAUAGCCAAGUCAUCUCAUGGCAUAAAAAUGUGUUAAUUUGAGUAGAGGUUGAUGAAAGGGAGGCCUUAUGUGCAGAUCAAAGUUAUAUAAAAAUGCCCAAAAACCCUUAUUUAUUUGUUUAUAAACCCUUCUUUGAAAUGUAGAUACUGUUGAGUAUAUUUUUGGCAACUGAUCAGAGUUUACAGUGUUUCCCAUUCUGGAAUUUAAAUUGACCAGGUGUAGGGGUGUACAGGGAGAAGACACCAUGUUAACAUCAAAAGUGUAAGAGGCUUCCAAAAGGCCUUGUCUAGAUUACGAUAGCCCCCCCAAGCUGUAUAAAAUGCAUUGUGCUGAAUUAUAACAAAAAUACAUUUAUUUUUUACUUUUGAUUUUCAACACUGAAUUAUUCUCCAUUUCUGCUUCGUUUUGAAAGGUUAUCUCAUACAGUUAUAGAUCCACAAAAGAUUUGACUAUAAAGUUGAGGGAAAAGCUCACACGUUAUUGUUUAUCAAAAUUGUAAUAACAAUUCUUUUUUUCACACCUUUUGUUGUAGAUUUCUCAUGUCAUAAUAUAUAAAUAAAAUAAUGGUAUAGUUUGAA
Bombina bombina (fire-bellied toad) is the source of this 2754-nucleotide messenger RNA. RefSeq names its product zinc finger protein 41. The record is from RefSeq and is a predicted model, not a curated record. Bases 100 to 1908 code for a protein of 602 amino acids. NCBI's taxonomy places the organism in Eukaryota, Metazoa, Chordata, Amphibia, Anura, Bombinatoridae. The transcript has 12 exons. Gene Ontology annotation, biological process: regulation of DNA-templated transcription.